UAUAGAAUUUUUCACUGUUGGGUUCUCACCAUCCCAAUCAAUAUCGGUGCGGCCAGGGUGGAUGCGGCACUUGAUGGCAAAGCAGAGAGAGACCAUUAAGGUGGCAAUGGAGGUCCGGCAGCCAACGGGGACCAUGGCACCUCCAAAAAUUGUAAUGUCCACUCUUCUUUCUACUGUCUCUGCACUUGUUGACAGUGUGGAUAGAGACUAA
Dovyalis caffra is the source of this 211-nucleotide messenger RNA. The record is from the annotation of a GenBank genome assembly. Lineage: Eukaryota; Viridiplantae; Streptophyta; Magnoliopsida; Malpighiales; Salicaceae.